UUGCUGCACGGAAAGCCCGCUAUGUCAGAUUAUUUUAGACAAAUGCAGAGAAUUUAAACUCUUGGCAAAUACGUCCCGUUAAUGUAUUUUUUUCUAUUAAAACAUCUGAAUAGGAGAAUACAUUCAAAAGGUGAAAGGGGAAUUUGACGACACCCAGUGGUCUCUGGAAGCUUCGCGAUCCCGGAAGAACACGAGCAGAGGCGAGGGGAUGGAGGUCGACUGCCAGCCGGAGGAGUCCAUGGUCUCCGCCUUCGGCGAGGACUGCGCGGAGCUGGUGGAGGUCAAGGACAUGCGGUUGGAGGCGGAGGCGGUGGUCAACGACGUCCUCUUCGCCGUGGCCGAGAUGUACGUCUCCCAGAGCCUGGGCGGCGCGUCGGACGUGGCCUACAUCAACGUGGAGACGAGGGAAGGGAACCGGUACUGCCUGGAGCUCACAGAGGCCGGACUGAGGGUGGUGGGCUACGCCUUCGACCAGGUGGACGAGGACCUGAGCUCCCAGUACCACGAGACGGUCUACUCGCUGCUGGACACGCUCAGCCCGGGCUACAGGGAAGCCUUCGGCAACGCGCUGCUGCAGCGGCUGGAGAGGCUGAAGCAGAACGGACAGUGAGGGGCCUCGGCCCGGGGGAGGGGUUCCAGCUCCGAUGCUCUCGCCCGUCGUGUGACGCCCGCCUCGCCGCCACCGCCGUCCUGACCUCCACCUCCAUCUCUGCUGCGGACCCGCCGUGUGCAAAACUGUGUUGUUGACAUUCGCUGCGGAGCGAUCUUCCAGUUUCUACGUGGUAAAGAUUCUUUGUAACGGCGCACAUUGUUCCAGAGUCGUGUACCUUUUUGUAUUUAUCCAGAUAGGAGGCAGAAGGUGGCGUUGUUAGAGAUCCUGCCGGCUCUGAAGCCGCGACCCGACCUCCGAUAGCUGCUCACGUGUUACCGGCUUUAUUUGGCAGGCAGGAAGAGCCCAAGCCGUCGCGCUUUUCAUGUUUCUACUGCUUUGUUCACUAAGAAACGUUCCAACACUGACUCUUUUUGUAAGAGGAUUCUGUGGGUCUGAUCGUCCACAUGGAGAAGUAGGUCAAAACAUUUGAUUACCUGGUAUUAGUUUUUGUUUUUCUCUGCACAGUAUGUUGCAUCUCGAGCUUUUAUAUCAAAUAUAGCAGUGAAAGUGGGAAAAAAACUCUAUUUUUUGUGCAAGUUUUGCUCUUUUAGUCAAAAUGCACAGCGUCCUGUUGAUAUCCAGUGAACUUCUGAAGCUGCUCCCGUCCCGGUUUGCUGUUUGUGUGACCUGGUUCUGGUUCUACUGCAGUGUGAUGAAACCGACCUGCAGAUAACUCACUCCCUCUCUGCACUCAUGCUCAUUCUACCUGCUGCUGGCCUUUGCUCAAACCAAUAAACUCUCAGAAGUG
This is a messenger RNA of Salarias fasciatus (jewelled blenny), 1400 nucleotides long. RefSeq names its product gsk3b interacting protein (gene gskip). Gene Ontology annotation, molecular function: kinase regulator activity; protein kinase A binding. Bases 209 to 610 code for a protein of 133 amino acids. The transcript has 3 exons. Gene Ontology annotation, cellular component: cytoplasm. Gene Ontology annotation, biological process: regulation of canonical Wnt signaling pathway. The record is from RefSeq and is a predicted model, not a curated record. NCBI's taxonomy places the organism in Eukaryota, Metazoa, Chordata, Actinopteri, Blenniiformes, Blenniidae.